AUGUGCGAUCGGAGCCUCUGCCGGCCGGGCUACGUGGGCUCCCUCCUGAACUUGCCCUCUGCCGCCGACUCCUUUUACUUCCCCAACCUGCGAGCUAAUGGAAGCCACCAGCUGGCCGCCUCGUUGCCCGCGCUCUCCUACCCGAGGAGCCCCAUCGCGUGGACUUGCGCCAGCUCCUGCCCAGCUCAGCCGUCCAGCCACGUUCUCAGCGGCUCGACGCAGCCUCCGUCUUACCUCGCCGCAGCCACUGGCUCCCUCACCGGCGUCAGCCUCAACCCCAGCGGCAGCAAAGCCGCCUUGGACGGCCACCACCCCAAGUACUCCGCCCACGAAGCCGCUCCCAAGCAGGACGAGAGAGGCAGGCAGAGCCGGGAAGCUUUGACCGACGACUCGAGUUGCGGGAGAAUGGUGAGGAUGGCGGCGGCGGCGGCGGCGACUCAGGCCAAAGGGCUCAGGUAUGAGCCGAGAAGCCUGCCCAGCGCAUCAGCGUCUCUUUUGAACGCGGAUUCUUCCGCCUCGGGCUUUAUUAAGGAGGACCUCAAGCACGCCGUCAACUUGAACCUGACACUCCCGCCCGCAGCAACCCAGCCAAACCUCAGACCUCCUCUGCAGGACGGUAUGUGCCUUCUCGCUGCUAGAGGAGAGAAUCCCCACCCCACCCAACCCAACCCUCCCCAGCCAAUAAAACCCCAGUCCCUGAGCCUUCACAAAUGUUGCACCCAAACUCCGGUACACUCGGUGAGAUUACUUCCACGGUAAAGCUGUUAGGCCUAUCUGCCUCACCGAUUUCAUUUCCAUGAAAAUCUGGGUAGGAUCGCAGCCGCCAACACCCUAGGCCUGCUCCUGCGUCGGGAGUAAGUCCCUCUGGGUUCAGUGACGCUUGCUCCGGAUGGGACUUCCAUCCCACCCCAAAGCGCAUAAUCCUACAGGCUUAAAUCCUAGAGGAUUAAAAACUGGCUUUCUUGAAAUAGGCUUCCCCACCUCCUUGCCAUAGGCGCGGCUUCCUCCGCGCUUGCGUGAGACCACCCAGGGCAACCGGGUCCCAGCUCGGUCAGAACAAGCGCGCCAAGCAAGAACGAACCAAGCACAAACCCCUUCUCGAUGUGUCUUGUUCUGUUGCAGGUUUGCCCUGGUGCCCCACGCCAGGGAGGUCGAGGAAGAAACGGAAGCCUUACACGAAGCAACAGAUCACCGAGCUGGAGAGCGAGUUCCUCCUCAGCGAGUUCAUCAACCGGCAAAAGCGGAAAGAGCUGUCCAACAGACUGAAUCUGAGCGACCAGCAAGUGAAGAUUUGGUUCCAGAACCGGCGGAUGAAGAAGAAGCGCGUGGUGAUGCGCGAGCAGGCGCUCUCGCUCUACUAG
Molecule: messenger RNA, 1361 nt
Organism: Podarcis lilfordi (Lilford's wall lizard)
Lineage: Eukaryota; Metazoa; Chordata; Lepidosauria; Squamata; Lacertidae
Source: the annotation of a GenBank genome assembly